Messenger RNA from Rhopilema esculentum, 921 nucleotides. RefSeq names its product melanocortin receptor 3-like. Gene Ontology annotation, cellular component: membrane. Gene Ontology annotation, molecular function: G protein-coupled receptor activity. Gene Ontology annotation, biological process: G protein-coupled receptor signaling pathway. Lineage: Eukaryota; Metazoa; Cnidaria; Scyphozoa; Rhizostomeae; Rhizostomatidae. The record is from RefSeq and is a predicted model, not a curated record.
AUGGACAAUACCACUACCAUUACCCAAUGCCAUCCAGCAUCAACAGGAAAGGUUGUGAUUGGACUGAUGUUUAUUGCAAUGCCAUUUCAUAUUUUGAUUUCAUACACGUUUGCAAAAGACAGCACACUGUUUCUGCCGCGGCACAGAAUCCUGCUCUGCCUCUCCAUUUCGCAUGGAUUUCAGCUAACAGUCCCAUUUGUAUCAAUAGUUAUCAUGAAAUCUGGAAGCUUACAUGCCCAAGGAACUCCCUGUCAAGUGAUGCGGAGCAUCGUUCAGUUUAGUACAGGGGUGACCAUUGUGGUCUCAAGUUUUACCUUGAUUGCAUUGUCAAUGGAACGCUAUAUUGCUUGCAUUCACGGUGCUCGAUUGCAUCAGAUUGUAACAAAUCAAAGAGUUACUUCUUUGUUGGUGGGUUUCUGGUUUCUCGGAGCUGUUAGUGGAGGAUUGAUUUUCAUUGGUAAGAAAAAGACCGUGGUUGCAUCAACAAUCCUCAGCGACACACCGAAUAUCCAAAUUUUGAUAGUCGUCAUUACGUUCCCAACAUGUCUGAUCCUCAUUUUUGUUCAAACUCGCUUAUUCAUAGUAAGUCGAAGACAGAUAACAAGGGUUAUGCCUGGUAUGGCUGGUAGGAGACAUCCGGAACAAAACAACAUGGGCAGGAGGCAGAUUAAGGUUGCUGUAAUCGCUGGCAUAGUGAUCAUCUCAUAUGUGACAUUGAUAAUCCCUAGCGCAUGUCAUGUAGCUGUGAAUAUAGUGUCCAAUGGCCUAAAACCAUCGCCAGUCAAGAAGAACCUUACUAUUUUAUGGACAUUGAACGCAAUAAUCGAUCCACUUGUGUAUGGUCUUGGAAUGAAAGAUGUCAGGACAGCGAUCAUCAGGCAAAUUAAAAGAAUUCAUUUUUUUGGCUGUUUAAUCCCAUAG